GGUAUGAGGGAGCGCGUCCAUCUCUGUGAAUUGAAAAAAAAAAAAAAAAUUUAAAUAAAUAAAAGACUCAACUGGGUGUAACGUGCGAGCGGGGAGGCUGAGCUCGGAGCAGAGGAGCACAGUGACGGAGGAGGAGGGUGAGAAAGAGUCAGAGAGAGAGACAGCAGAGCGUGGAACAGGUUCCUUCUGCAGCCCCUCGCACGCAGCCUCAGCAGCCAUGCCUAACUUUGCCGGCAACUGGAAGAUGAAGAGCAGUGAGAAUUUUGAUGAACUUCUCAAAGCCCUGGGCGUGAACGCCAUGCUGAGGAAGGUGGCCGUGGCGGCGGCCUCGACCCCUCAGGUGGAGAUCCGCCAGGACGGCGAGCAGUUCUACAUCAAGACGUCCACCACCGUGCGCACCACCGAGAUCAACUUCCGCAUCGGCCAGGAGUUCGACGAGGAGACGGUGGACGGACGCAAGGUCAAGAGCCUGGCCACCUGGGAGUCAGAGAACAAGAUUUACUGUCAGCAGACUCUGGUGGACGGAGACGGCCCUAAAACCUACUGGACCCGGGAGCUGAACGGGGAUGAACUCGUACUGACGUUCGGUGCAGACGACGUGGUGUGCACAAGGGUUUACGUACGGGAGUGAGGCCGGGGGCGACCUUCACCGGGACCACGCUCAUGUGAACCAUGUCCCGCUAGCUCAAUAACACAUUCACCAAGUUUCCUGUGCAAACCUAACCUCUCAGCAUCAACCAUAGUAGUCUCCACAAUGCGAUGGCAUGGUGUCAGCUUUCUGGUUAUUUGUAGUUUAUGUUGUGUCUGCAAGUGCAGUAGCUAGCUCUCUCUCAGUACCCAUACCUGCAACCCAGGUGAUAAUAAUGUAGGUUUUAAUGCAUCAAUCAAGUGUUCAAGUUUCAUGAAAGGAAGCAAUAAACCAUACGUGGAACAAAUGAC
Fundulus heteroclitus (mummichog) is the source of this 939-nucleotide messenger RNA. It is a transcript of the gene crabp1a, whose product is annotated as cellular retinoic acid binding protein 1a. The transcript has 4 exons. Gene Ontology annotation, molecular function: fatty acid binding. The coding region runs from base 218 to 631 and encodes 137 amino acids. The record is from RefSeq and is a predicted model, not a curated record. Gene Ontology annotation, biological process: fatty acid transport. NCBI's taxonomy places the organism in Eukaryota, Metazoa, Chordata, Actinopteri, Cyprinodontiformes, Fundulidae. Gene Ontology annotation, cellular component: cytosol; nucleus.